AUGUGGUCUCCGCUCACACCUCUACUGUCCAGUCUUGCACUGGCAGUGACAACUUCUGCCCAAAAUGUCAGCUCUGAAUACCUUGCACCCAACUCGACCGGCUUCCUGAUGAGACAUGGGUGGGAAAACGUCCUUGUCCAACCUUUCGGUUAUGACGGAUUCCGCGUCCGAGCAUGGCCCUUUCGGCCUCCCAAUGGCAACGAGAUCAGUUUCCUAUAUGACCCCCCUCUCGAGGGCCCGGAAAACAACCAGGCUCGCGGCUUCAGUCAUGACUUCACCGUCAAUGGCAACCAGAGUGCCAUCAUCCGGAACGGGAACAUCAUUGUAAAGACGUACGGCCUCGAAGGCGCUCACUACCGCCUGGCCUUCUACCGUAUCGAGCCCGACGGCUCAGAGACGCUGCUCACCAACGAGUUUAACCCGGUCAAGGCGCUGAACCCACGCUACUACUCCUGGACCAGCACGGGCUACGAGUUCUCGGCGGCAUUCUCCUUCAGCACGACGCCGGACGAGCAGAUUUUCGGGACGGGCACGCAGCAGGACUUCAUGCUCAACAAGAAGGGCUCGGUCAUCGACCUCAUCAACUUCAACUCGUACAUCCCGACGCCGCUCUUCAUGUCCAGCCGCGGCUACGGCUUCGUGUGGAACUCGCCCGCGCAGGGCCGCAUGGAGUUCGGCGCGCGCCGCAACAAGUUUACGGCCGACUCGACGACGCUGGUCGACUACGCCAUCGUCUCGGCCCCCGAAGGUGACUACGACGCGCUGCAGCGCAAGCUGACGGCGCUGACGGGGCGGGCGCCGGCGCCGCCGGAUUUCUCUCUGGGCUACCUGCACUCGAAGCUGCGGUACGAGAACCAGACGGAAGUUGAGCAGCUGGCGCAGAACUUCCACGACCGCGGCAUCCCCGUGUCCAUGAUCGUCGUCGACUACGAGUCGUGGGCGCAGAACGGCGACUGGGGGCUCGACCCGGCGCUGUGGCCGGACGUGGCGGGCAUGGCGGCCGUGGUCAAGAACCUGACGGGGGCCGAGAUGAUGGCGUCGCUGUGGCCGGCGGUCGAGGACGACAGCGACAACUACGCCGAGAUGAUGCAGGACGGGCUGCUCGCGGCCACCAUGUCCGGGCCCGGCACGACCGACUCGUGGAACGGCAGCUACAUCCGGAACUACGACGCCACGAACCCGCGCGCGCGCGAGUUCCUGUGGAAGACGCUGAAGCGCAACUACUACGACAAGGGCAUCAAGAACUUCUGGAUCGACCAGGCCGACGGCGGGGCGCUGGGAGAGGCGUGGGAGAACAACGGGCAGACGUCAUACAUCCAGUCCAUUCCGUUCCCACUCCCUCAGGUCUUGUAUCAUGCCGGCACCCAGGCUUCGGUCGGGAAGCUCUACCCCUGGGCCCACCAACAGGCCAUCGAGGAAGGAACCCGCAACGCCACCGGCAAAGAGAUGGGCGCGCCCUGCGACCACGUCUCCCUCAGCCGCUCCGGCUACAUCGGCUCGCAGCGCUUCUGCAGCAUGAUCUGGUCGGGCGACACGGAAGCCAGCUGGGAGGUGCUCGGCAACCAGAUCCCCAACGCGCUGUCGGCCGCCAGCACCGGCUGGUCGUGGUACACGACCGACGCCGGCGGCUUCCAGGCGGACCCGGCCAUCGACUGGUCCAACAACGUCGACCGCCCGCAGUACCGCGAGCUCUACGUCCGCUGGCUGCAGUGGGCCGCCUUCCUGCCCUUCAUGCGCAACCACGGCGCCCGCGACUGCGACACGCAGCACGCCUUCACCUGCCCCAACGAGCCGUGGGCUUACGGCGACGAAAAUACCCCCAUCAUCGUCGCGUACAUCAACCUCCGUUACCGCCUCAGGCCGUACCUGCGCGCCGUCUUCGACGCGUUCUCGCGUUCCGGCCGCCAGAUCAUGCGCCCGCUGUUCGUCGACUUCGGCCGCUCCGACCCCAGCGUCGCGGCUUGGACGCGCGAGAAUCGCAACGUCACAACGCAGCAGUACAUGUUCGGCCCGCGCCUGCUCGUCGCCCCCGUCGUGCUGCCGAACGUGACAGAGUGGCCGGUGUAUUUGCCGAAGACGCCGGGAGAGGGGGACGGCGGGGAGGAGGUGAAGCCGUGGACGUAUUGGUGGACGAACGAGACGUUUGCGGGGGGCCAGACGGUCAAUGUGAGCGCGCCGUUGGAGCAUAUCCCGCUGUUUCAUUUGGGGAGUAGGGAGGAUAUCUUCGCUGGGAACGUGUUUUGA
Diplodia corticola is the source of this 2244-nucleotide messenger RNA. Its product is annotated as glycoside hydrolase family 31 protein. Gene Ontology annotation, molecular function: hydrolase activity, hydrolyzing O-glycosyl compounds; carbohydrate binding. Bases 1 to 2244 code for a protein of 747 amino acids. Lineage: Eukaryota; Fungi; Ascomycota; Dothideomycetes; Botryosphaeriales; Botryosphaeriaceae. Gene Ontology annotation, biological process: carbohydrate metabolic process. The transcript has 2 exons. The record is from RefSeq and is a predicted model, not a curated record.